AUGCAGGGAAUCAAUCCCGAGGAGUUUGUCGGAAAUGCUAGCAGCCUUUGGAAGAUGCUUGAUGAAAUGGCAACCAAUGAUCCAAAGGGAUACGAGAAGUUUAUCAAAAAGCAGAUGGAAUUUGUCUCCACGGUGUGUUUGGCGCUUCAUCCUGUCGUCUUCAAGCAACAUGGCUUUCCCUCGCAGGAUGACUCUACGGCGUCCACAAAGUGGUUCGGCUCAAGGGUUGACGAACUGAUGGCUGUCUGUCUGACCUACCUUGAAAAGGAAAAACACAUCUGCACUAAGGAGUACGUGGACUUUUCUCGCACUGGCCUGCUUCCCAAGUUGCGACCGGAAUGGUCCACGGAACCGCAUGGUGGCGUGGAGAGUAUGCUCAAGUCUCUUCACUACAAAAACCUCAACAUUGCUGCCUUGGCGCAACAAGCUCUUUCGGGCACUGGUUUGAUACCGACUGGCAACAAGGAGGCAGCUGGUGACGACUUCCAGACAACAAGCAAACCGCAAAUCUCCCUUAAUAUUGACAAACUAAAAGAGCCACAGUCGAAGGGGAAGCCGUUGAUCGAAGAAGUUGUUUACAAACCGCCACCGCCCACAUGGAAGUCGACGGGGCGUCAUGGGGACCCAAUGCUCAAGUAUUCCAUUGACCUUCCGGAUAAUAAAAUGCUCUCUCUGCAGAUUAAAGGCACGAAGGAUAUUUCCGGCCCAUAUUCCAUGCAGUUCCCCAAAUCCGUUUCUCCCUCAAAGGCUAAAGCAAAGCUGAAUAAAAAGAAGAACGCCCUGACUGUGCAUAUUCCCCUUGAAUAA
Dibothriocephalus latus is the source of this 807-nucleotide messenger RNA. NCBI's taxonomy places the organism in Eukaryota, Metazoa, Platyhelminthes, Cestoda, Diphyllobothriidea, Diphyllobothriidae. The record is from the annotation of a GenBank genome assembly.